AUGCGAAGACCCGAUGAUAGUCGUAGAAAUACAAUACAAGGCACUAGAGCAAGGUUUGCUGGCCCGUUCCAAACUGCUGUGAUUGACAAUUUAGAUGAGAAAUAUAGUAAUGCCGUUUGGUGGGCAAUUGGAAUUGGUUUCUCUCAUGUACUGAUAGGUUCUCUUCUUAUGGUAAUAUACCUGUAUUCUAUUCAGAAAGGAGACUUGCACGCAGUUAUAUUUAGUAUGGCAUAUAACUUCUUUGCGGCAGAAGCUAUAUUAAGCUUGAGUUUUGUAAAUGGAUGGGCCACACCUAUUAGGUCUAUGCAUCGAAAAUAUGUACAUAUAUUUCUUCAGUUAUGUACAAUUAUUACAGCAGUAAGUGGAAUGAUCAUAGUGGCAAGGAAAUUGCAAUUUCAGCGCACAGCACAUUCAGUAUUAGGGCUGCUAACAUUGCUGUUGACUUUGUUGAGUUCGUUAACUGGACCAUUCGCUCUAAAGCUGGUGGUCAGAAAAGGUCAUUUUGUGCACAUGUCGUGUGGAAUUCUUUGCUUCUGCAGUUCUAUGAUCUGCCUAUUCACGGGACUAUUGAAACAAGACUUGAAACGAUGGACAGGACAAGAUGUAGUCUACAUGUUGAACCUUUUUAUCACAUUUUAUUCGUCACUUAUAGUAAUAACUACGAUAACAAAAGUUGUAAACAAAGGCUAA
Spodoptera littoralis (African cotton leafworm) is the source of this 690-nucleotide messenger RNA. The record is from the annotation of a GenBank genome assembly. Lineage: Eukaryota; Metazoa; Arthropoda; Insecta; Lepidoptera; Noctuidae.